CCCAAUCCCAUCUUGACACUGAAAUUAUUAGCAAGUUAUCCCACCAUCACCUAAAGUUACUGUGAUGGACUUACUACGUUCCGCCUGCCGGCCCAUCUCCCGCCUUUUCCGCUAUUUGCGCUAUUUGCGCUAUUCACGCUGGUCGCGCUGGUCGCGCUGUUCACGCCUACUUCUUUGCUACUUUGCCACCUGUAAGGCUCUCAAUCAAUUUCUUGAAAUGUUUCCAGAACGCAUGUUGUUCUACUCUAGCUCCCGUGAUUCUUCGCAACGUCAAGUGCACUACGUUCUACAGUAAUAGCAGCUAUCUUCGCUGUUGAGAUAUCUUGAGCGAGGGAUUUAAAGGGGGGGUUUACGAUUUGCA
Mollisia scopiformis is the source of this 361-nucleotide messenger RNA. RefSeq lists its product as uncharacterized. NCBI's taxonomy places the organism in Eukaryota, Fungi, Ascomycota, Leotiomycetes, Helotiales, Mollisiaceae. The record is from RefSeq and is a predicted model, not a curated record. The coding region runs from base 65 to 295 and encodes 76 amino acids. The transcript has a single exon.